This is a messenger RNA of Betta splendens (Siamese fighting fish), 626 nucleotides long. Its product is annotated as hemoglobin subunit alpha-2-like. The coding region runs from base 48 to 482 and encodes 144 amino acids. Lineage: Eukaryota; Metazoa; Chordata; Actinopteri; Anabantiformes; Osphronemidae. Gene Ontology annotation, molecular function: organic acid binding; peroxidase activity; haptoglobin binding. The record is from RefSeq and is a predicted model, not a curated record. Gene Ontology annotation, biological process: oxygen transport; hydrogen peroxide catabolic process. The transcript is spliced from 3 exons. Gene Ontology annotation, cellular component: blood microparticle; haptoglobin-hemoglobin complex; hemoglobin complex.
UCCCACAGACUUCAGUUCAAAGCAGCAAACAGUCAGACAACGACAAGAUGACCAGUCUCAGUGCAAAAGACAAGGACACAGUCAAGACCUUCUGGUCUACAGUGUCUGGGAAGGCAGAGGACAUGGGAGCAGAUGUUCUGUCCAGGAUGCUGGUGGUGUACCCACAGACCAAGACCUACUUCUCCCACUGGAAGGACCUGAGCCCCAGCUCUGCCCAGGUGAAGAAGCACGGAAAGACCAUCAUGGCUGGAGUCGGUGAAGCUGUGGCUAAAAUGGACGACCUGACCGCAGGUCUGCUGAACCUCAGCCAGCUGCACGCCUUCACCCUGAAAGUGGACCCCGCCAACUUCAAGAUUAUCUCCCACAACCUUCUGGUGGUUUUUGCCAUCACGUUUCCCAAGGAAUUCACCGCUGAGGUCCAUGUGUCUAUGGACAAGUUUUUGGCUCGUGUGGCUUAUGCUCUGUCUGAGAAAUACAGAUAAACUGCAGAAGAAGAAGAAGAAGCGUUUUUUAUGCUCAGUGAUCAAUAAAUAUAUUUGAAACUAUACUACACAGUUUUAUUUGUUAUUCUUCUGGGAUGCUUUGUGUUGAAUAUUGGAACUUUUAGGGCCUGUUUAUUACCACAG